This is a messenger RNA of Penicillium canescens, 852 nucleotides long. RefSeq names its product 25S rRNA (adenine2142-N1)-methyltransferase. NCBI's taxonomy places the organism in Eukaryota, Fungi, Ascomycota, Eurotiomycetes, Eurotiales, Aspergillaceae. Gene Ontology annotation, cellular component: nucleolus. The record is from RefSeq and is a predicted model, not a curated record. Gene Ontology annotation, molecular function: rRNA (adenine) methyltransferase activity. The transcript has a single exon. Bases 1 to 852 code for a protein of 283 amino acids.
AUGGCCCCUCAAAAACGAUCCAAGAGGCCGAUGUUGCUGUCCCAUAGUCGGCCUCCAAUUGUCAAAUCCAAGGAGGCUGCCCUUUCAGCCAAAGCAACCCGCAACCUCAUUCGCUCUCAUCAUCGGCUUCUCAAGUCUCGAGCACAAGCCCUGGCAGCUGGCGACGAGGCCCGGGUCAGCAGCAUCGAUGCUCAGAUCGAAGCCAACGGAGGCUUGAAGAGCUACCAGACGGCCAGCAAGCUCGGCCAGUCAAUGGACCGUGGCGGUGAUUCUAGCAAGGUUCUCAUUGACUGGAUCAAGCCACAACUUAGCCAAUGGAACAAGACCGUUCCUAAGCUACGGGUCCUUGAAGUUGGAGCUUUGAGCACGAAGAACGCCUGCUCUACCAACGCGGCAUUGGAUGUCACAAGAAUUGACUUGAAUUCUCAGGAGCCAGGGAUUCUCAAGCAGGACUUCAUGGAACGACCUUUGCCUUCCAGUGAUGCAGAACGCUUUAAUCUGAUUAGUCUAUCAUUGGUGCUAAACUACGUCCCUGACGCCACGGGACGAGGUGAAAUGCUUAAGCGAUGCGUCAAGUUCCUGACUUCGAAAUGCCCCAUUGAGCUUGUUCCAACUCUUUUCCUGGUGCUACCCAUUGCAUGUGUCGAUAACUCGCGCUACCUUAACGAAGACAGACUGGGGGAGAUCAUGGCUUGCCUGGGCUUCCGUCUAACCCAGAGCAAGCGGACCUCCAAGCUGGUUUUCCAUCUUUGGGAGCACUCUGGUAACUAUGCACCUAAGGUCUACAAGAAGGAAGAGUUGAGGUCUGGCAAGACAAGAAAUAAUUUCGCUGUCAUCCUCAACAAAGGCUGA